Molecule: messenger RNA, 2430 nt
Organism: Blumeria graminis f. sp. triticale
Lineage: Eukaryota; Fungi; Ascomycota; Leotiomycetes; Helotiales; Erysiphaceae
Source: the annotation of a GenBank genome assembly
AUGGAAUCAAUAUCUAGAAUAUCUAAUCUACUUGAGAGCGCGAGAGAGUUAACACUUGAUGCAGCUCAGUCUGCAAGAAGCUCGCAAGACCCUUCGAAGACUGUUUCGGCUCCAUUGAUCAAACGAUUGCUAGACAGUCGGAAUAAUCGAGAUAUAUUGGAUGGCUUGCGGAAAGUGAUAUCGCUAAUGUACCGCUCUCAACCAUGUGUCGAAUUCUUCUCAUCCGUCGUAAAAAAUGUAGCCUCUUCAAAUAUUGAAAUCAAAAAGCUUGUUUAUAUUUACUUACUCAACCAUGCCGAACAAGAACCCGAUCUCGCACUGCUUUCAAUUAACACAAUACAAAAAUCACUCUCUGAUGGAAACCCACAAAUCCGUGCUCUGGCACUCAGAGCAAUUUCAGGGAUACGUGUACCGGUCAUAAGUCAAAUUGUUUCUCUCGCCAUUAAAAAGGGGAUAAGUGACAUGAGUCCGUUUGUGAGGAAGGCUGCCUCGUUAGCCAUACCAAAAUGUUACAGACUAGAUCCCAGCACACUGCCACAGCUUCUUACCUAUUUAUCACUUUUGCUCGGGGAUAAACAAUGCCAAGUAUCUGGUGCAGCUGUUAUGGCUUUUAUGGAAGUUUGCCCAGAGCGGAUUGACCUCAUUCACCAACAUUACCGGGGGUUGGUCAAAUCUUUAGUUGACAUGAAUGAGUGGAGUCAAUUGGCAACUCUUAACUUAAUGACUAUUUAUUCAAGGAAGUGCUUCCCGAGGCAAAAUCGAAAAGCAGCUAAAAGCCACGUUGUAUCCGAUGCAUUUUACGGCAACGAAGGGCACGAUAGCCUGGAAGACGUACAGGAAUUUCAAGUUCUUGAUCCCGAUCUUGAACUGCUGUUAAAAAAUAUCAAGCCACUUCUACAAAGUAGAAACUCUGCUGUUGUAGUAGCUGUAUGUCGCUGUUACACAAACCUUGGCACAAAUGAAUACAUAAAUGCAUCGAUUGGACCUCUUGUAGCGCUUCUACGAGGACCCCAAGAUAUUCAACAUAUCACGUUGCAAAAUAUCGUCCUAGUUUGCAUCAAGAAUCCUAAGGCAUUUGUCAAGUAUGUUUCUCAUUUCUUGGUACAUAUCACAGACUCCCCAAAUGUUUGGAAACUUAAAUUAGAGCUUCUGACAUUGAUUUUUCCUCACUGUCACGAAAAUCUCAAAAGUCUUAUUCUAAACGAACUCGAACAUUUCUCGCAGAAGUCCACCGAGAGCGAAUUGACACGAGAAGCCGUGAGAGCUAUUGGCAGGUGCGCUCAGAGUGAUAAUAAGAAAUCAUCGCUAUGUUUGCGACUACUUCUCAAACAAAUUAAUAGUCAGGAUGGAAACCUUGUGGAUGAGUCACUGACAGUUAUUCGCCACUUAAUUCAACAAGACCCUGGCUCUCACACAAAUACUGUAAUCAGGCUCGCAAAAAAUCUUGACUCGACCUCAAACCCAAGGGCGCGAGCUAGCAUAAUUUGGCUUGUUGGGGAAUUUUCAGGAAUUGACGGAUCAGAUAAUAUUGCUGCUGAUGUCUUACGGAUUCUCGCCAAAGGGUUUGCUGAAGAGGCUGAAUCCGCAAAGCUACAGAUUGUUCUACUGGCUGCCAAAGUAUAUCUCCAACACCUAACAAGUGCAGAUUCUCAUACUCCGAAUAGUGCAAUUAAUCAUCAUCUACAUAAUAACGCCAUCCACCAAGAUUUUGAUAAUAAUUUCCAAGAUUUACGAGAAGGAUGCCCCGUUUCACAAUCUAGUUCAAGGCCUGAACAUCCCAUCGUUUUGCUCUGGAAUUAUAUUACCUUACUCGCCCGCUAUGACACCUCAUAUGACUUGCGUGAUCGAACACGUCUAUACAAGGCCUUGCUAGCAGUACCAUCCACAACUGAUCUAGCAGCCUUGAUGUUACUCGCUCCUAAACCUGUUCCACAUAUCGCUAGUCCAUCAGAAAAUCGGAUAGGAUUCACACUUGGAUCGGCAAGUCUCGUAUUGUGUGAAAAUAGAGGAUUCCAUGGCAUACAAGGAUAUGAGGGCUUACCUGAGUGGGUUCAACCAGGAUUUGAGCCAGAUCCCUCAUUACGCGAGAUAGAUACAUCGAAAUUGGAAUAUGACGUCACUAGAAUUAUUCCUGCUGGAGAAAAGCUGGACAUUGCCGUACAACAUGGGGAAAAUAGGCCAUUAUCGGGUGUGAAUGGACCAAUCGCGAAUGCAGACAAAGCGAAGACACUUGAUUGUUGGUUGGCAGAGGGAGAUGACGAUAAUGAGCAUGGUGUAAAUGAUGAUCCUGAAGACGAAAGUGAAAGCGAGGAUGACGAGGAUCAGAAUGAGGAUUAUGAAGACGACAGUGAAGAGUAUAGUGAAGAAACUUCACAAGAAGAAAGUAGCAACGAUGAAGGUAGCAACGAGUAUAAUUUACUUGUUAGAUGA